Messenger RNA from Elaeis guineensis (African oil palm), 1276 nucleotides. Its product is annotated as annexin D3. Lineage: Eukaryota; Viridiplantae; Streptophyta; Magnoliopsida; Arecales; Arecaceae. Gene Ontology annotation, biological process: response to salt stress; response to cold; response to water deprivation. Gene Ontology annotation, cellular component: plasma membrane; cytoplasm. The record is from RefSeq and is a predicted model, not a curated record. Gene Ontology annotation, molecular function: calcium ion binding; calcium-dependent phospholipid binding; phosphatidylserine binding.
UCUGGCAAGAACGACGUGGGAGCUGAACGCUCCGCCGUUUCUUCUCCCUUCCCAUUAACUGAAUCCCCUUCUCUUAUCUGCUCAGACUCGAAUAUAUAUCUAUAUAUAUAGAGAGAGAGAGAGAGAGGAGGGAGAGAUGGCCACCAUUAGAGUCCCCCACCCCGUCCCAACCCCAGAGGAGGAUGCCAAGACGCUAAGGAAGGCCUUCGAAGGGUUGGGGACGGACGAGAAGGCCAUCAUAGAGGUAUUGGGCCACCGGACCGCCGCCCAGCGAGCUGAGAUCGCCGCGACCUACGUCAUGCUCUACAAAGAAACCCUCGUCGAACGCCUCGACUCCGAGCUUUCCGGCGACUUUCGGAAAGCAGUGAUCUUAUGGGCAAUGGAUCCUGCAGAAAGGGAUGCCAAGUUGGCAAAUCAGGCACUGAAAAACAAGGGUGAUCAGCAUAUUUGGGUGAUCAUAGAGGUCGCAUGUGCUUCAGACCCAGACCAUCUGAUGCUCGUUAGGAAGGCCUAUUGCUCCCUCUUCUCUUCUUCCCUUGAAGAGGAUGUCGCAUCCCGUUUUGCCCAUGAGCAGCCCCUCGGACAGUUGUUAGCACGUCUUGUGAGCUCCUAUAGGUACACUGGUGAGCGUGUGGAUGAGGGGCUGACACAAUCCGAGGCAGCUGAGCUUUAUGAAGCCAUCAGGAAGAAGCAGCCACACCAUGAGGGAGUGAUCCGCAUGCUUAGCACGAGGAACAAAUCCCAGCUGAAAGCAACAUUUAAUCAUUACAAGCAAGAUUAUGGAAAAGCCAUUGAUGAGGAUAUUGAGAGCAGUGGAAGCAGUCAAUUUACAUCGAUGCUAAAGGUUGCCGUUUGCUGCAUAGGAUCCCCUGAAAAACACUUUGCAGAGGUGGUGAGAACUUCAGUGCUAGGAUUUGGAACAGAUGAAGACUCUCUUACAAGAGCUAUUGUCAGCCGAGCAGAAAUUGAUAUGAAGAAGAUCAAAGAGGAGUACAAGAUUAGAUACAAGACCACCCUUGAUGCUGAUGUUAUUGAUGACACCUCUGGGGAUUACAAGAAUUUCUUGCUUACCUUGCUAGGGAGUGCUGAUCCAUGACCUGCAGUAUGGAUGAGUUGUGUAUAAAAUUUAGAGAUUCACUUAAAAUAAGAAAAGGUCUGGAUGGUUGGGUGAAAUUGUCUUUGUUUCAACAGUAUUAAGCCUGUGCGUUAUGUAUUAGAUUGGAUCAACAUUGUUUAAAACACCUUGAGAAAUGUCCUUGUUUGUUUAUUGGGGAAA